Messenger RNA from Blastomyces gilchristii SLH14081, 5104 nucleotides. RefSeq names its product bZIP transcription factor AP-1/Yap1, variant. Bases 2478 to 4415 code for a protein of 645 amino acids. The record is from RefSeq and is a predicted model, not a curated record. Gene Ontology annotation, cellular component: RNA polymerase II transcription regulator complex. The transcript is spliced from 5 exons. Gene Ontology annotation, molecular function: DNA-binding transcription activator activity, RNA polymerase II-specific; transcription cis-regulatory region binding. NCBI's taxonomy places the organism in Eukaryota, Fungi, Ascomycota, Eurotiomycetes, Onygenales, Ajellomycetaceae.
UCCGUACCAAUACCAAACCAGCAUGCGUGGUCUAAGCAUGUUUGCUCUGUUUGGCUUGUUUGUUUCCCAUGCCGGCUCGGAGUUUGCUGUGUUUGUCCCGUUUGUCCCGUUUGGGAAUUGGUUGGAUGCAACCUUCGGACCCAGGUUAUGGGCGUUAGGCUUGGGGGAAAGAAAAGAAAGAAAUAAUGGAAGGAGAGCUCUCGUUUCUUUUGUCUUGGGUUGUUGGAGCGACGUGCUCGGGGACAAAGACCGACACCACGGGGCUCGGGUUUAGGCGGUGAUAACUGCGGCCGUAAGAGCGAAGAAGACGCGAAUUUAUCGCACCACAGUGGAAAAUCGCGCCCGUGGGCCUCUGCAAAUCCGGAACAUUUGGGGAAUAAUGGGUGAAAACAACGAAGAAAGAAAGGAUAAAAACAGAAGGGAAAAUAACAGCAUUUAAUAAGUAAGGUUCUUAUUUUCUCGACCGGGCCUCUUCAAGGAUACGAUACUGUACAUAACCUGCGAACAUUUUAAAAUUGGAGUCGAGUCGGAGUUCGGGGUAAUUGUAUCCGGAGAUGGGUGGCCCGGCAGUUGAGUCAUUGCGGGAUGGAGGCUGACGUCGGUGGAGCCGAGGGAGCCAACCAGAAAGAUUGGGCGUGAUAAAGUUCUCAGGGCGCGGAAACAGGGAGGGGGAUGGCAAAAAGGUUCCUUGCAACUUUGCAAGUUGCGCGGAGAGUUUGAGCUGAACUGAUAUGGGCAAGCCUGAAGUCCAGGGGGGAGAAAGAAGAUGAGGAGCAAUCACCAACAAUGCGACCGUAGGUUCAAUGCAACCCGUGGGAGGCCGCUUCUUUUAAACUCAGAACCGCGCAUCAGCUUGUGCUUGUGAUACGAGCGGUGACAUACUCGACAUGGGGAUAUGUGUACACAUGUACGGAGUACUCCGUACGUACUAUUAAAUAUUUGUACAUACCGCCGUCUGACAUCCCGAAAAAGCCACAAGGGGAGGAAGAUGGCCCCCACGGUUGGAUUUAUAAUCAACCAGCGCCUCUUCUAAACCAGCGCCAGGCAAAUACUUAAUAUCGACUAGCGGCUCUGUCUCCUGCUGCUCUCGCCCCGCAAACCACGCCGAUUGGCCAAUGGACGCCCGCGCUUGUGCUGGCGGCUUGGUCUGGGCUCCGGUGCUGCUUUACAGCCAAAGUACGACGGCCUCCGGCUGCUACGGUACCGUACGCCGCGUCAAUCCUUCCUCGCGCGCUUGGCCCACUCGCCCUCUUUCCUCCUCUCCUCUUUUUUCUCCUCGCACACUCAUCAUCAUCCUUCUCAUCAUCCAUCGCGCACCUCUCUCUUCCUCUCUCGAACGCAUACCUAAUAUCUGCCUUAGUUGCUUGAACUAACCCGUCUCUCCUCUAGCCACACUCCUUCUCAAAACCCCUCCGCCGUUGGUUAGGCCAUCUAUUCGUCCCCUCACCAGCCAAUCUCAGCUCAUUGCCUUCCAUCGCAUUCUCCCGCUCAUUUUUUUUAUUUUUCAUUUUUUCUUCUGGCACAACUACAAAACAAGCCAUAGUAACAUUCCCCGAAUCUUUCCAGUAGCUACCGCAGUGAAUCGACCUCUCUGUUUUAUCCCGUCUCAUCCGCUCAUCCUCGACAUUGGCCUUGCCUGUCAUCAAUACUAGCCGCGGGAUCAUAUCAAGCCCCUGCUUCCGUCAUUCCUACUUGCGUCAUACCCUCGUCUGCCUUGACCCUCGUCUGGCCGCUGGGAAAGAAAGAUAGGGCAAACAACCCCGAUCUGCGGCUUCUCACUGCCUUCAAUCUCUCAUUUACUUCAUCUCGCUUUACAAUCUUCCUAUCCAACCUCCCCGUGAUUUAUUCUUGUUGAGGACUAUACCCCGUAUCGCCUGGACUCUCUCUCUCUUCCGCUCCGCUGUUCUUCCCUAGGACCUCAGUCACCUCUGUCCUCAUAUACCACCUAUUUUCUCUAUUCCAGGGGCUCGAGGUAUAAUUUCUGUUUUGGGAGUUAAGAUACACCUAAAAAGUUCGGAAAAGGUGUUAGAAUUGGCGUUGGACUUGCCGGGGAACCGCUUUAAACCGUUUCUUUAUAGGCCUCCUGGAAAAACCUCGCCAGACUUCUUUGUUGCCUUUUCCAUUAACAGGAACCCCAAGGAACUCUCCACCUCGAACGCCUACAUUGUACACAGUUAUCGAGCCAAGAUUCUUUGUUCGAUUGUGCCAGACGAUACUCUGUUCCCUUAUAUAUACUUCUCCACCUUGGUCAGGGUGGUCAUAACCUAACCAUCUAAGAAUAUAUUAUACCCAUCGACGGCUCCAGUUUCCUCGAUACCAACCUCUUAUUAAGAAAUUUAAAAAUCACCGUUGCAAUUUUUCUACUCCUAAUUUGUUCACUUUUUAUCGUCGUCUCCUCUGGGUUGUUCUAACUCCCGAUCUAUUACUAUUGUUACGCUCUUUUUUUUUCUACCUCGUCUUGUACGAAUACGUUGGCGAUGUCUAAUUUCGAUUCCCUCUAUGAGCGUAGCCUUUAUCUAUCGCCUGACCAACAGGACCUACUUCUCGCAGCGCUUUCAUCUGGCGAUAAAUCUUCCAAAAUGACCAAACCCGACCAUCGCCACAACCCCCAAUCCGAUUUCAAUUUGCAAGACUCUCGUCCCAACACAUCGUCACCACAAGAUAAUUCAUUCGAUAAUACAGGGGUAUCCAAUCAGGACUUGUUUGAAUCGCCACCAGAGGAACCCCUUGACCUUGGACAACUAGGUUUUGAUGGAAGCCCCUUCUUAGGUUUCGACCUUGACGUGGAUUUUGAUCCCAAUGAAGAUUUGAUCGGUGAUCUUCCUGGACCUUCGCCAAAUGGCGAAGAUAAUGAGCAGAGGGAGAAGAGAAAGAGUAUUGACGGAAACGAGGAGGAGGAAAGCGGAAAGAAACGAAAGGAGACUGAUGACAAAACGGCUAAGAAACCCGGCCGAAAGCCGUUGACGUCAGAGCCUACCACUAAACGGAAGGCUCAAAAUCGGGCUGCCCAAAGAGCUUUCCGGGAGCGCAAAGAAAAACACCUCAAAGAUCUCGAAACAAAAGUGGAAGAACUAGAGAAAACUUCCAAAUUAACGAAUAAUGAAAACGAACUUCUUCGCGCUCAAGUCGAAAAGCUCCAAGUGGAAGUCAAGGUGUAUCGCAAACGCUUGUCAUGGAUAAACAGUGGGACCAGUUUGUUGCCAUCAACGAGCUCUGGCAUGCGUGGUUCGGAGUACAGGAAUGGCUCCCAUCAUAGUGGCAACGACUUCUCUUUUGAAUUCCCCAAAUUUGGCGAUCUCCCGAGCUCCCACACGUUUAGCCAAAGUUUAUCGAAAGCUCCAUCUCACCACACCAAGCAUUUAACUGCGUCUCCGACCACUACGGGAGUGGAUUACAAAAGUCCCAACAAGAGUAGCGGAAACUUUUUCAAAAGCGCACACCUCGCACCACAGCAACAGACUUUUAACCCUGGAAACACUCCUCACUCUGUGCCAACGCCCGACAGUAUGAAUUCUAGUGGCACUCCCAGCUCACAAGGGCGAAAUAGCCAGAGUGCUAGUAUAGAAAACCUAAAUGGAUUUGACACUUAUUCAGGCCGCCCGUCGAGAAAUAACACUGGGUUAUCCUACACUAGUACUGGGUCUGGCGCCAAUUCCAACACCAACAACUAUUUAACUUAUCAAACACAGCAUUAUGGCAGCUCCAACGCUUCAAAUUCCGCUUCUCCCUCUGCCUCUUCAGAAUCUCACCAUCUCUCGUCCAUCGGCACAUCACCAGAACCCAGCGUGAACUCACCACCUACUGGGAAGCUGACGGAAUCCAGUUUGAACACAAUUAAUGAACUAAACGCAAGCCACGCGGGGGGAGAAGAUCAUAACAACAACAUUAGCAAUAGCAGUAGCAACAAUCACGGCAAUAUCAACUACCUAGCAGAUGGCCUAUUAGGGAUCGACUGGCUCGCUCAGCAAAACGGCGGCCAAUUUGACCCUGUCUUGUUCGGUGACUACCGCGAUCCCCAGGACGCUGUUCUCUCACAGGACUUUGGCAAUUUCUUCAACGACGCGCUGCCGUUCCCCGAAUUUGGAAGCUCUCUACAAACCUUUAAUGAGUUGAACAACGGCCAUGCUAAUACCACCGCUUCAACAACGGCGCCCCCCAAACAUGACCUGCUCAGACAAGUAGACAGCAUCCUCGAGGGGAACCAUGAUGAGGAGGUUGUGCCGGCAGAAGACCGCUCGCAAAUGCUAUCGUGCACCAAGAUUUGGGACCGCCUGCAAUCGAUGGAGAAGUUCCGCAACGGUGAGAUCGACGUUGACAGCCUGUGUAGUGAACUCCGUACGAAAGCGCGCUGUUCUGAGGGUGGUGUUGUGGUUAAGCACGAUGAUGUGGAAGCCAUCAUGUCCCGCGCAAAGUAGUGAAGGGGAGGCUGUUUUAUAGUAUAUAUCAUGUUAUACAUAAUUGUCGUUCAUGGAGCUAUCAGGUGGUUUUGUUGUUUUGAAAGGAACAAAUUUACAUGCGGGAAACGAGUCGGGGUGUAGGAAGGGAUACUUGCGGCGAAUGAAUUGAUUUGAUUUGAGAUGAAUGGCAACUAGCGAAUGGCAAAUGGCAAAUGGUGAGAAGGUAAAAAGGGAACGAGGAAAGAAAUAUUGCAGUACCUGUUAACUGACACGAACCAAUAUUCUUUUAUAUAUACUAUUAUUGUCCUUCAGUACUGUACAUACGAAGUCACCUCUCUUUUCUUUAUGUCUUUUUGCCUUUUCCUUUCUGACAUAUAAUAUGUCUAUGCAUAUCUACAUACUCCUGGCUGGUGAUGUUGCUGUUUUUCUUCCUGUGUUCUUAACCCCCCUUCAUACAGAUUGCGAUUCUUUAUCUGAGCAACAUGUUGUUUUUCUACACUGCAGAUAACAUUGAUCACAUUGGGCAUAUUUCAAAAAUACAGUCUUAUUGCUAUGAGGUCCUGUUCACAAAGGUGUCAAGAAAUGAAAUUCUCAUGAAGAUGUUUGUAUGAAUGCGGCUUAACACUAGCCAUCUGGACAUGACAUGGCAUGAAUAUCCCUCUGUGUACAUCUGUAGCUUACCUGUCCUGCUUGUAUGCGCCAGUGCA